Aspergillus wentii DTO 134E9 is the source of this 1300-nucleotide messenger RNA. RefSeq lists its product as uncharacterized. Gene Ontology annotation, molecular function: transmembrane transporter activity. Lineage: Eukaryota; Fungi; Ascomycota; Eurotiomycetes; Eurotiales; Aspergillaceae. Gene Ontology annotation, cellular component: membrane. The record is from RefSeq and is a predicted model, not a curated record. Gene Ontology annotation, biological process: transmembrane transport. The transcript is spliced from 2 exons. Bases 50 to 1189 code for a protein of 379 amino acids.
CAUCUUCUACGUGACAUAUGUUCUUCUGGAAUCGCCAUGGGCGGUUCUCAUGAAGAAGCUGACACCUCGCAACAUUCUCGCCGGCCUAUGCGUGGUCUGGUCGAUAGCGACCAUUUUUACUGGAUUUAUCCAUAACGUCGCUGCGUUGUACGCAACGCGUCUUAUUCUCGGGGCUUGCGAAGCGGGUCUUUUCCCAUGCCUGAAUCUUUACUUGACAAUGGUUUACCGGAGAGAAGAGCAGACGAAGCGCGUAUCAUACUUGCUGAGUUGCGGCGCGAUCGCAGGUGCAUUUGGAGGAUUGUUAGCAUACGGACUUCUCCACAUGGAUGGAGUUGGAGGCAAAGCUGGCUGGAGAUGGGUCUAUAUCAUCGAAGGACUGUUCAGCAUUAUCUGCGCCUUUCUCAUCUGGUUCGGUCUUCCCAACGACCCCGAAAAUGCGUACUUUCUCAGCGACGAAGAGAAAUGGAUGAUGCGUGUGCGAAACGAACAGCGUCGCAAGUACAUGGGUAGCGAGGAGUUUAGCUGGGAAGAGAUUCGAAUCGCCGCGACUGAUCCGAAGUUGAUCCUCAGCGCGAUUACUCAAUUCUGCCAGGAUAUCCUGUUGUACGGGUUCAGCACGUUCUUGCCCACUAUCCUGCAGAGUAUCGGAUAUAACUCGCUGAUGAGCAAUGUGCUUACCGUGCCGGUGUAUUUCUGGGCAGCGUUCGUCUUUAUCUGCGUGGCGUGGGCUGCAGAUCGAUACUCGAAAUUUGCAGUGUUCAUCUUGUGCGCCAACGUAUUCGGCAUCAUCGGGUACAUCCUCCUCCUCGCCGUCUCCUCAAACCAAGUCAAAUACUUCGCUACCUUCCUCUGCGGAGUCGCCUGCUACACCAGCGUCGGCAUCAACGUCGGCUGGCUAAACGUCAACUUUGCGCCCCAACAACGCCGCGCCUUCGCCAUCGGCAUGCAACAAACGAUCGGAAACAUGGCAGGAAUCGUAGCAGGACAAGUCUACCGCGAGUCACCAUAUGUUCUGGGUAAUUCGUUCUCGAUGGCCUCGUUAGUCGUGGCGCAGGUCGUGGUCGUGCUGCAUGCGUGGUACGUUCGGCGGGAAAAUGCCGAGAAGGAGAUGAUUGCGCGGGGCGAGAAAGAGGAUACGCGACGCGUGCAGUCGGGCGAUAGAGAGGUGGAUUUCAAAUAUCAUUAUUAGUUAUCUUAUCUAGUUCCUAUGAAGGUCGAUGAUUCAUCCACGUUUGGAUUGUUGAAUAUGACGACAUGACUUGAACAGUAUAUAUCCACCAAUCUUCAACAUAAUUCUCAA